CCAUGAGAAAUCCGGAAAAUAGCGCAAGCGCAAGCAAUCACAACAAGGACGAGUGCAAAGUCUCGCUGCUCUCAGUAUGCGUUUGGUCGUCGCACCGUGACAAUGGCGAACCGAACUCGUUAUCUUGGUAUUCGCGACGAACCCAGAAUCUACAAUCGAGACUACAAGGAUGACCUACAAGUCAGCGUACAGCUGAACGUGUGGACCCUAAAACCGAUCGGCACAUGGCCAAAAUCGCCGGACCGCUCCUGGAUCGAGGCGGUAUGCUGCAGAACGCUGCACGCGAGUUGCUACGGGCUGCUGGCGCUGAUUCUGAUCCCCUGCGGCAUGUACAUCGUCCUAGAGAUGAAGGACUUCUACAACCAGCUGAAGCUCGCCAGCGCGCUCAGCUUCUUCAUGAUGUCCGUGAUGAAGUACUGCGCGCUGAUCGUGCACCAGGCCGACAUUCGCAAGUGUGUGGAGUACAUCGAGGGCGACUGGCGAAACGUGCGAUACACGGAGGACCGGAAUAUCAUGCUAAAGAACGCGAACUUCGGUCGCCGGCUCGUAGUGAUCUGCGGCUUCUUCAUGUGCGGCGGCAUCCUGUUCUACUACGUGGCGUUGCCGCUCACUCGUGCCAAGAUCACUGACGAGGAUGGUAACAUGACGUAUCGCCGGCUGGUGUACCCGGUGCCCAAGGUGAUCGUCGACACGCGUCGCAGUCCCGUCAACGAGAUCUUCUAUUUCAUCCAGCUGCUGUCAGGUUUCGUCGCCCACAACAUCACGGUAGCCGCAUGCGGCCUGGCAGCUCUGCUAGCGAUGCACGCCUGCGGCCAACUGCAGGUACUUAUUUCCUGGAUGAAUCACCUGGUUGACGGCCGCGAGGAAGUAAACGACACUGUGGACGAGCGACUGGCUAGCAUGAUCCAACUGCACGUACGCAUUUUGAACUUUAUAUCGCUAACUGAGGAUUUGCUGCAUGAAAUAUCAUUGGUGGAGGUUGUGGGAUGUACCAUGAACAUAUGUUUCCUUGGAUAUUACUGUAUGAUGGAAUGGGAUUUUAAGCAACCUGUUAGCGGCUUGACAUAUUUAAUACUGCUCGUCUCGGUUACGUUCAAUAUAUUCAUAUUCUGUUACAUAGGUGAACUUUUAGCGGAACAGACUAUGAAAGUAUGUGAGAGCUCGUACAUGAUCGAUUGGUACCGGUUACCAAAGAAAAAAGGUCUUGCCAUCAUCCUAAUAAUCUGUAUGUCCAAUGCGACCACCAGGCUUACUGCCGGAAAUAUAAUCGAAUUGUCUAUUAGCCGUUUUGGCGAUGUUAUUAAAUCUUCUGUCGUAUACCUAAAUAUGCUACGAACAUUUACGAUUUGAAGAAGUACAAUAUAAAUUAUAGUAUACUUAUCUCGAGUAAAAUUAAUCUCUCACGAAUCAUACAUAGCAGCAAUAAAAUAUUUUGAGCACAUACAUCUUCAUAGAACAUUGAUGACUGUGCUCUGAAUUGAACAGUCAAAGUAUGUAAUGUCACACCAUAUCAUUUGUUAAUUAAUAUUAUUUCAGGAUAGAAGCUUCCUCAGUUCUGUAGCGCCUCUAAAUAAAAUUAAAAUAGUAUCACAUGCACAAGUUCUUAUCAGCUC
Molecule: messenger RNA, 1613 nt
Organism: Ooceraea biroi (clonal raider ant)
Lineage: Eukaryota; Metazoa; Arthropoda; Insecta; Hymenoptera; Formicidae
Biological process (GO): sensory perception of smell; detection of chemical stimulus involved in sensory perception of smell
Cellular component (GO): plasma membrane
Molecular function (GO): odorant binding; olfactory receptor activity
Source: RefSeq, a predicted model, not a curated record